UCAAAGGAGUAUUUAAUUCCUCGUGUGUGCUAUCGUAUUAUUAUACCUGAGCAAAGUUUAUGGGCGGCAAUUACUAUUUAUUUGUAAGAUAAUGUAAACAGACGUGUAGUUCCUUCAGUUAGCAGUUUACACUGACGAAACACCGCAAUGGAGAGACGUACGGUCUUAUUGUCGGUGUUGUUGCUCAUCGGCAUCGCUGGUUUAAGUGCUGCUAUUGCUAUUGGCGUCAUCCGAAGCAGACCUGAACCAUCCGAGACAAGUGAUAGUGAUGAAAAGGAGUACGACAGUGAGCUCUGCCAUCCCCUGCUGAUAGCACACCGCGGCGCCAGCGGCUACGUCCCGGAGCACACCCUAGGAGCCUACGCACUCGCAGCCUCCAUGGGCUCCGACUACCUCGAACCAGACGUCGUGAUGACUAAGGAUGGCCACAUCAUCGCGCGACAUGACAACGAGCUCGGCUUAACCACCAAUGUGGCUGAACACCCCGAGUUCGCUAGUCGCUACAGAACACAAAUGGUGGACGGCAGACAAGUCAGUGGAUGGUUCACUGAAGACUUCACGCUCGCAGAAAUCAAAACUCUCCGUGCGAUUGAACGCAUACCCGAGAUAAGACCUGGUAAUACUCGAAUGGACGGAGCCUUUGACGUUCCCACAAUGCAAGAAAUCAUUGACUUGACCAAAGGUCUAGAAGUUAGUUUAAAUCGACGUAUCGGUAUAUAUCCUGAAAUAAAACACGGCACUCAUUUCCAACGCCUAGGGCUAGCGAUGGAACGACCUUUGGUAGAUCUGCUGCACAAGAAUGGUUACACCCGACCUGAAUCACUUAUUUACAUUCAAUCUUUCGAAGUGAGCAAUUUGAAGGAACUGAAAAAUAUGACAGACCUGCGAUUGAUUCAACUUUUUGCAGGUAACUCUGCUCUGCCUCCGUUUGAUCAAUACGUGCAAGGGACAGGUCUCACGUACGCUCAGAUGGCUACUCCUGAAGGGUUGCGGGAGAUUGCUACUUACGCUUAUGCGGUAGGACCUGACAAGGGGUAUAUUAUUCCCCGCAAUGCCGAUCAGACACUGGGUACGCCAACAAGUUUCGUGCAAGAUGCUCAUGCAGCUGGUCUCAAAGUGCACCCGUACACGUUCCGUUCAGAAAACGUAUACCUACCAGCUGAGUACCGGAGUGCGGAUCCAUCCCCGGCCGCUCUCGGAGACGCAGCUGGCGAGUAUCGAGCUUUCCUUGCUGCAGGAAUAGAUGGUUUGUUCACAGAUCAUCCUGAUGAUUUUGCAAACGUUCGAGGUAGUUGUGAUUGACUACAUUCAACUGUUUAGUAUAAAUAAAGAAAAACAUGGGAACCUCAAAAGGAUAGAAGAAGGAUAUAGAAUAGCAAGUUAUCACGAAAUGGACAUUUUUGUCUCGACUUAAGCCACAUGUUAUAGUUUAUCAUAUUUUUUGUUAAAUAAUUCUAGUCGAAUUAGAAUAGGUGUGUUAUUUAAUCUUAUUAGGAGAAUAAUAAAAUUAUAUCUAAGCA
Spodoptera frugiperda (fall armyworm) is the source of this 1520-nucleotide messenger RNA. RefSeq lists its product as uncharacterized. The transcript has 2 exons. The record is from RefSeq and is a predicted model, not a curated record. Gene Ontology annotation, cellular component: periplasmic space. Gene Ontology annotation, molecular function: glycerophosphodiester phosphodiesterase activity. Lineage: Eukaryota; Metazoa; Arthropoda; Insecta; Lepidoptera; Noctuidae. Bases 148 to 1302 code for a protein of 384 amino acids. Gene Ontology annotation, biological process: lipid metabolic process.